Messenger RNA from Oncorhynchus mykiss (rainbow trout), 2898 nucleotides. RefSeq names its product cell cycle control protein 50A. Gene Ontology annotation, biological process: phospholipid translocation. NCBI's taxonomy places the organism in Eukaryota, Metazoa, Chordata, Actinopteri, Salmoniformes, Salmonidae. Gene Ontology annotation, cellular component: plasma membrane; endoplasmic reticulum; Golgi apparatus. The record is from RefSeq and is a predicted model, not a curated record.
CAACAUCCUUGGAUUAAUAGAAAUUUCCUGAUUUAGUCUCAUAACUGCCUACUUUCGCUCUCACGGUAACUCGAAAUUCCCACCAAAGGAAAUCCACAAUGUUUGUAUUUUUUAAAUGAUUACAUUUAACGCUACGUAACAUUAUCGAGAAGAUAACGGGUUGAUUCACUUAGAAACGAAAGUUUACUCGCGACAGCCAGCUGUCACUGUUGUUGACAGUGUGGAUUAUUUUGUUCGACGAGAACUGCAGACAUGAUGGCGUCUAGCUACAACGCCAAAGAAGAGGACAGACACCAGCCUGGUGCUACGGGCCAUGUAGGCUCAGGAACUAUGACAAAUAAAAUGCCGGACAACACUGCGUUCAAACAGCAAAGACUGCCCGCUUGGCAACCUAUUUUGACAGCCGGCACUGUUCUUCCUGCUUUCUUUGUAAUUGGUCUCCUCUUCAUCCCCAUCGGCGUUGGGCUUUUCGUGACGUCAAACAACAUCAAAGAGUUCGAGAUUGAUUACACUGGUGUUGACAUGUCAAGUCCGUGCUACAGCUGUUCUCAAAGCUACAGCUGGAACAACACAAAGUCAUGUACCUGUUCCGUACCCUUCUCUCUGGAUCAACCAUUUGAGAGUAACGUCUUCAUGUACUACGGAUUGUCCAACUUUUAUCAGAAUCACAGACGCUAUGUGAAGUCCAGAGAUGACAGCCAGUUAAACGGAGAUAAGACUUCUCUACAGAGCCCCAGCAAGGAAUGUGAGCCGUAUCGCAGCAGUGACAAGCCUAUUGCUCCAUGUGGUGCUAUCGCCAAUAGCCUCUUCAAUGACACUCUGGAGCUCUAUUACAUUGACCCCAAUGGCUCCAGAACCGCAAUUCCUCUGGUAAAGAAGGGUAUUGCAUGGUGGACGGACAAGCAUGUCAAAUUCAGGAACCCCAGUGGAAACAACAACCUCACUGUAGUUUUCCAAGGCACAAGCAAACCUGUGAACUGGAGAAAGCCUGUCUUUGAGCUGGACCCAUCAGACUCUGACAACAAUGGCUUCAUCAAUGAGGAUUUCAUUGUGUGGAUGAGGACCGCUGCCCUGCCCACCUUCCGCAAGCUGUACCGCAUCAUCCAGAAGAAGCCCAACAACAUGACCCCCACGUUGCCCCGAGGAGAAUACAUCCUGGAGGUCACCUACAAUUACCCCGUGCGGAGCUUCGAUGGGAGGAAGCGCAUGAUUCUGAGCGCCAUCUCCUGGAUGGGUGGCAAAAACCCCUUCCUGGGCAUUGCUUACAUCACUGUGGGAUCUGUCUGCUUCUGCCUGGGCUUAGUCCUCCUCAGCAUCCACUACAGAUAUGGCAAACGUAACAGUGCAGAUAUUUCCAGCUGAAGGCCUUGCUCAUAUGGAGACCCUACCUCCUCCUCCCUCUGCAUGCCUGGGUCUAGCCACCACUAGUUUGCCCUGCUCUGGACUGCUUGCUGAUUUAGCCUGGAUGCACUGCUCUUUGUUUGUUAAAAUGUUUGUUUUGUGUUGUAAUGUUAGCUCACUCAUUCCCACCUCCAGUGGAAGGCUGCAGUCAGGUGUUUUUUCAGAAGGGUGAUUAUAUAUAAUUUCAGCAUGUUCUAGAUAUCUGUUGUAAAGAACUUACACCAUUGCGGAUUCUCGUGACAAAGGUCUGUUCUACACAAUAUAUGUCUGUAAUAUUGUGCCCUCCUGAAAAAGGCCUGUGUGUGUGUUACACCCUGUAAAUUAAUGGGAUGAGACACAAAAAGGCUCUGGAAGCUUAGGAUACUGUGUCUUUGUACAAGAUGACUGCUGAAAAUGUUCUCUGUGGUUCUGAAGUACAUAGUGUUUGUAUUAUCUUUUUAUCGUAUCUCAAAAGACAACAUGUAUAUUAUUUGAGCAAUGUAUGUUGUAUGGCUUGAUGGCACUAUAUUUUAAUGUAAGUUCCACACACAUAUUAUUCUGUAAUAUUUCCUGUUUGUGAAUGUACUAAUGUUUUUAAUUUACAUACCUCUGAGGCAAUUUCAAACAGUUUUGAAUUGGGGAAAAAAAGUUCAUAGACAUGUUGAUUGUUUAAGCAUAUAAGCAGUUAUUGAUGUGAUCGAAAAAAUGUUCACUUAUCGAUUUUAUUGCCGCUCAACAAAAGAGAUCUUAUUGAGAUUGGUUUGUCAAUGUUUAAUCACAUUUUUAUUUUGAUCAAUUACUGUAUUGGUCAAACUGGUUUUCUCUAGUAUGGUAUGUGUGAAAUCCUAUUUUGUCCUCUUAGGAUACAGCCAUAGCCAACUUGAUCUGAAGGUUUUAUGGACCAAUGCUGUUGACGUUGUCUCUACAAUGGAACUUUUUGACUUGACUAUGAAAAUGCAUUUUAAAACAUUUAACAAGCUUCAUUUCAAUGUUGACCAAAUGCUAUGCAUUUUAAAAGUGUUACAUUUGUUAUGCAGUACUUGAAUUUUUAUUUAGGUUUUCUUUGUUUUUUAAAGCUAAUUCUGCCCUUUUAUUCUUUAAUAUAUUGCAUUGGAUAAUCUGCUGAUAUUUCAAAAGUGAAUCAAAUGUGAGAAAUGAUAUUUGCAAGUUAUUGAUUGGUUUUUAUUUCACUCGUCAAUGUUAAUGGAAAUUAAAUGUGAGGUGCACUCCUGGGUGUUGCCCAAUGAUGGAAAUAAACCCUAGAAUUUGCUUGCUAUGUUUUGGCUAAUGAGGGGCUUUGCAGCCAACGAUCAGCUAUAUAAGUCCCACAUACACGUAGGAAUGAAUGGAAUUAUAGAGUAUUUAAUUUCAAGGACAAAAGUACAUAUUGUAUUGGGGACAGUAAAAUGAGAACUUUCAAAAUAAAUGUUUAUUUUUAGCUUACAGAAUAUGAUUAAAGUAUGCAUUAAGCUGUCUGUAAUAGAAUAAAUGUGACAAAUAAAUGUAGACAUUAGUAAA